Drosophila miranda is the source of this 6419-nucleotide messenger RNA. RefSeq names its product A disintegrin and metalloproteinase with thrombospondin motifs 9 (gene AdamTS-A). The record is from RefSeq and is a predicted model, not a curated record. Lineage: Eukaryota; Metazoa; Arthropoda; Insecta; Diptera; Drosophilidae. Bases 25 to 5001 code for a protein of 1658 amino acids. Gene Ontology annotation, molecular function: zinc ion binding; metalloendopeptidase activity. The transcript has 17 exons. Gene Ontology annotation, cellular component: extracellular matrix. Gene Ontology annotation, biological process: proteolysis; extracellular matrix organization.
CUAGAUAGCUCUUCCGCAUCCAACAUGUCGAUGACAAGUGCGACAGAGCCCGAGCGAUGCGUAUCGCUGCUGAACGGUCGCGCAGGCGCUCUGGACGACUAUGCGCAUGACUGUGGGAGCGCCACUCUCCGAUCGACGACAUCGGGCCGCAGCAACCAGACGAACAGCACCACGAUCUGCGACUCGCCGGAGACGGAGGCGGGUCCGGAGGAGGAGCCGUUCGAAGAUGCGAACGAUGUCGAGAGCUGUCUGCGUGGGACACUGGCACCGAACGACCUUGAGGAUGCCGGCCUGCGGUACUCCUACAAAGGCAUACCGCCGGAGCUCUACUCGCCCAAAAAGGAUUUCAUUUACAAGCGGCCGCUGGUGGACAGACAGCUCGUGCUGAAGAAGAGGUGUGAAUGGUGGUUCUACCGGUACAAGUGCAGCCAAAAGAUGUCCACACACUGGCGACAACACGCCUGCCUGUACGCCUGUGCGCUCGUCUUCCUGACGGCCUUAUUGUUCCUGUUCUUCAACGGCCUGCCGAGCGGCCAUAAGGCCAGGCUGGAGCUGCCCAAGGGCAACCAGUCGCCCGCACAGUACCCGCCCGCCGUCACCCCCCUGCUGUUCCCAGUCACGGACCCACCCAACAGCGACGCGGACGGCUUCGAGGACAUUGGCAAGGAGGAGCUCAGUGCCUUUGUGGUCCCCACCAAAGUCUACAAUUACAGUCUCAACGAAGACGACUUGCUCUUCGAAUCGAAGCGAAACAACGACAUCAACAGUUUCCUUAAAGACUCCUCGCCCGCAUUCAGCAUGACGGGCACGUUUCGCAGCAGGUCGCACCAGAUCUGGGAUCCACAUCCGGAGUACAAUCUGCAUGCGUUUGGGCGCGGACUGCAUCUGGUGCUGCACCAGGACACCUCGUUCAUACCGAACGACAUGAUACCCCUGAUUCGCAUACUCAGCAACCGGACCGAUGGGGCAGCGUCGGAAGAUGGCGACCAGGAGCAGGAACAGGACCAGGAGCAGCAGCACUAUCUGGGCUGCUACUACAAGGGCUACGUCGAAGGCGACUCCCACUCGGCGGUGGCCGUUUCGCUCUGCGGCGGCAUGACUGGUUAUAUCAAAACGGGUUUCGGCACACUGCUCAUUCAGCCGGUCAACCAGACCAGCAGCGACGAGGUCUUGCACCGCGUCUGGCGGCACUCGCAGCGCAAUGCCAGACACGCUGUCUCCAAGCUCGAGCUGGGCCUGGACGCACUGGAGCCACUGGAGCUGGAGCUUGAGCGGCAGCUGCGUGACAGCGUGCCCCGCAAGCUGAAGCGCCGCAAGCGCCACUACACGGACAUGGACAAUCAGCUGUACACCCUCGAGGUGCUGGUGGCCGUCGACUCCAGCAUGGGCCGGUUCCACAAGGACGAUCUGUCCGCCUACAUUCUGAUCCUGCUGUCGAUUGUCUCGAAGAUCUUCGAGGACGCCAGCAUCGGCAACUCCAUCCGCAUCUCGCUGGUCAACCUGAUCCUGCUGCCCGACAGCAAUGAACGACACAACUCCAGCAACGAAAUGCUCAAGCACUUCUGCACCUUUGCCAACCAGAAGGGCUACCACUACGACACGGCCAUGCUUAUAACGCGUGAGCCGAUCUGCGGGGGAAUUCCCGGAAAGAGCUGCCAUAUGCUGGGUCUGGCCGAGCUGGGGACCGUUUGCAAUCCCAGAUCCUGCUCCAUUGUCCAAGACACUGGCCUGCCCGCUGCCUUUACCAUGGCCCACGAGCUGGGUCACAUCCUGAAUAUGCCCCACGACGAUGACAAGCAAUGCCAGCCGUACAAUACGAAAUCGGGCAGCAACAAGGAAAUGCACAUCAUGUCCAGCGUUAUGGGCAUCCACAUGCAUCCGUGGUCUUGGUCCAAGUGCUCGCAGCAUUUUGUGUCCGAGUUUCUAGAAAAGACGGACAAGUCAUGUCUGGAGAACACACCCUCCUCGUACAUACCCAACGAGACGAAGAGGCUGCCGGGCGAGAUCUACUCGCUGGACAACCAGUGCGAGCUGAUUUACGGCAACCAGAGCACCCAUUGCUCCAUGGAGGAGGAGUGCCAGCGGCUGUGGUGCAACCGGACGCACACGAAUCCCCACGACCAGUGCCGUUCCAGCAACCUGCCCUGGGCCGAUGGCACGCCGUGCAACCAAAACCGACACUGGUGCCAAAAGGGCAAGUGCGUGCCCCGGAAGGGGGGCCAGCUGCGCAAGGUGAACGGCGGAUGGGGGCCUUGGACGGUGUUCACGCCCUGCAGCCUCACCUGCGGCGGUGGUGUUCAGGAGUCGCAUCGUGACUGCAACGACCCGGUGCCCGACCACGGCGGCAAGUACUGUGUGGGAAGCCGCAAGAAAUACCGCUCGUGCAACACACACGAAUGCCCUCUGGGCACGCCCGAUCCCCGAGAGCAGCAGUGCUACGAUAUGAACGGAAGAAACUUCAACAUUCAGGGCAUCAGCCCAGCCUCAAAGUGGAUACCCAAAUACGAGAGAGAACCGUCCAAGCAGUGCAAACUGUUCUGCCGCGUGGAUAAUAGUAUUACAUAUUUCAAACUGAAAAGCAAAGUAGCGGAUGGCACCACCUGCACCGUGGACAGCUUCGACAAGUGCGUCAACGGCAUCUGCAGGCCGGCGGGAUGCGACAAUGAGCUAAACUCGAUUGCCAAGCUGGACAAAUGCGGCGUUUGCGAGGGGCAAAGCGACACAUGCGAGGAAGUAACCGGAAAUCUCUACGUCUCCGAUCUCCUGAAACUGAAAGACCCCACCAAGACCCUCUACUAUGUGACGACAAUACCAAAAGGUGCGUCAAAUAUCGUCAUCACACAGCCUGGUUAUCCGGAGCAAAACUACAUUGUCCUGAGCGAUGACAAGCGUGCGCCAAUUCUAAACAGAGACGUGGUCAAGACAUAUUCGUUGAAAUUUGUUUAUGCCGGUGUUACGAUAGAGUACAACGGCUCCAACAGCCCAAUGGAGCGUGUGAACACGACCUACUCAUGGAAGCUGUCUCGUGAUCUAGUAGUUGAGAUCAUCUCUAUUGACCUGAGUCCGGCCAAAAAACACGACACAGUACUGAUUUCGUACUCUUACACCAUUGACAAGCCGAUGACCGCUGAGGCGACGGAGGUCGAGAUCUAUCGUUGGGAAAUGCAGGCGUGGAGCACCUGCGACUCGCUCUGCCAGGGCAGAAUGUAUCGUCAGCCAGCCUGCGUUAGCACCACAAAGGGACUCAAGGUGGCGCCGCAGUUCUGCGAUGCCACAGCCCGAUCCAUGGCCGAGGAUCUUAGCUGCAACAUGGAUUGUCGUCUAACUCUGAAUGUCACGAGCAUCUCAGAGUGUUCGGCGUCCUGCGGGGAGUUGGGAACGCGCGAGAAGAACUUCAACUGCAUACAGACAUUCCCGGAUAUUCAGCGUUCAAAUAUCGUGGAUAUGUCUUAUUGUAAGCUCAAGUUCGAGGUGGUACACCAUGAGAAGUGCCGCGAGGGAUGCUGGAAGUAUUCGGAAUUGACAGCGUGCUCCAAGUCGUGUGGCACAGGCACCCAGAAGCGCGAAGUGCGGUGUUAUCUGCACAAUGCCCACGUCAGCGACGAUCUGUGCAGUCCCCGCACCAAACACCAGUACAAUGAGCUGCUCCAUUUCUGCAACACCGAGCCCUGUCCUGUCUAUACAGAAUCACCGAAUGCAGUUUCGGUGAACAAUUGGGUGACUGGAGACUGGGGCGACUGCAAUGAUUGGUGCAAGAAGAGCCGCUCCGUGAGCUGCUCGCAUCCCUAUGGGAUCGGUUGUGAUCGAAACAGGAAGCCCAAGGAGGUGCGCAACUGCUGCCAGAUCAAGUACACCAGCGAGUGGAGUGAGUGUUCUGUGCAGUGUGGCGAGGGGCAGAAGAGGAAGCUCCAGCGCUGUACACGUGUGUACAAGCCCGAAGUGCCGGGCUCGCCCAAGCGCAAGGUGUACAUCAAUGACUCGUACUGUCUAACCCGAAAGGUUCGGAGGCCAACACUCCGCACAACCACGAAGACGUGCAAGAUCAACUGCAAGUGGAUUACCUCGAACUGGACGCCUUGCCCGGCGGACUGCUCCGAGGAGUACCAAACGCGCUACGUUCGCUGUGAAUCCUGGCAGGGCGACAGCAUAGAGGAGGGCCAUUGCGCGGCCAAAAAGCGUCCAACCAAGCGGCGCAUCUGCAACAACUGUGUGCGUCGGCAAUCGAAGGUCAUCUCGGAGUGCAACUGCGAUGGCUACGAGACGCGAAGAGUUUUCUGCUUCGACUCUCGAAUGGGUCGCAUAGCCUGUCCCACCAGAUCGAAGCCGCAGAAGCACAAGUGCCUGCCCCCGGCCAGCUGCAGGAGGCGAAGUGUCAGCAGCAGCAGCAGCAGCAUGACGAGCGCCCGCCGACCGCAGAGCUGCAAGGAUCUGCAGCGCAUGCAUGGCAUCUACAAGGAUGGCGAGUACAUGCUGAUGGUGCGGCUGCAGCAGGUGCGCAUCUACUGCCAUCACAUGAACAGUCUGACGCCGCGCGAAUACAUAAGCGUGGAGCCGCAGGAGAACUAUUCCAUUUACUACGAAUACAAGACCAAGCUGAUGAAUAGUUGUCCGCCGGCGUCCCGGGAGCACGAGUACUACAAUGACCAGAACUCCGGGCGUACGCACUUCAGCAAGCUGCGCCUGAACAUCACCGAUCUGCGGAUCAUCGAUAAUGAUUUCGAGUUCGCCGAGUCGCGAGGUCAACGCCAGAAGCUCGGGUCGGCGGGCGACUGCUACAACCGUAAUAUGCAAUGUCCGCAGGGGGAUUUCUCCAUAAACCUGGAGCGUACGGGCUUUGCCAUGCGCCCCGGCACCGUUUGGAACACACAUGGCAACAGGGUGGUAAUGAAGCGUAGCAGUGGUUUUGACACCGCGAAGCUGACGCGAAGAGCAUUCUGCGGGGGCUAUUGCGGAGGCUGUUUCAUUUCUCCCGAGGCGGGACUUUACCUCGACGUGUUAUGACGUGUGUGGGACAAAUGCACUGAAUUUACAAAUUUACAUUUGAAAGUAUUAACCAGUUUUAAAGGUCCGAACCCAACCAGGUCUGGCCGAGGUCCAAAAGUACGUGGUAAAUUGUUAUUCCUUCCCCCGGUAAUCGGGUCUACGUCCCGGGAAGGACCACGAAGGUUAACCUCAGAGCAAUGCCCUCCCAUUCCAAACGAGUAGCUCCUGCUGCGGAAAUGUCCGAGGGUUAACCCUAGCCAAGCAUUACCAGCCACCUACAACGAUGGACCUCCCGUUUCAAACGAGGACUAGCCGCUGCCAGCCGCAGCACCACCCACUGACGAUCGUUUAAAGUAUUCUCGAAUAUUAGAUAGGAUUUAUCAUCAUAAGGAAUCGGGUCGUGUCAGAGGAGACCGAACAAAGCAAAAACUGCAAUAUUAACAAUUUGGGAGCACGUGUACAUAUAAUAUUACUUUGCCCGAAAUUAGAUCGUAGACAUUAUGGCCAUUUAAAGCAAUAAGGUGUGUACAUACUUACCUGGGGAUAUGAGCGUAUAAUUUAUUCGUUAAGAUUGAGUUGACCAAAAUACAAUCCAUAUGUUGGACAAUAACCAAUAGAUAGUAUAUUUAACGCUUAUUUAUGCUUACAAUGUUGCAAUGCUGGUCUGUACAAUAAUUGUAUUUGUUAAGCUACGCAAUUAAUUAGUUAAGAAACCCACGUAGAGAUAUAGAGAUAUUAAUGUACUAGGUGCUUACGAAUGGUAACUAAAACGAAAUACUCAUAUUAUAUAGGAGAAACACCCAACCCAAUCCAAUGCAAGCCAACCGCACAAGCCAAAACUAUUCAUCUAACUAACACACUGCUGAAGGAACGAACGAACAGUUUCAAAUAAAUAACAGUCACUGCCAAACCUUAUACUUUACUUAUACCCGGUGCUCGUUGAGUGAAAGGGAAUAUACGAGUGUGUAAGAAACAGGCAUUUACGAUCCAAAAAAGUAUACUUAAGAAGGAUCGAUCUAAGCACAUACUUAAUUGUCAGUCCGUCUGAGAUAUACCAUUCGAAGAUCAAGCAUUGAUAUGUGAUGCUCAAGUAUCUAGAUAAAAGUUUGCCUUUUGAUUAUUCUUCUCUCUUGUCAUCUCACUAUGAUAGUGAUUCAUAUUUUUCAAAUUGAAACUAAAUCACUUCCACAGCUGUGACACAGAAAAACAAUCUGAGUAACGGGUAUCGCAUAGUCGGAUAGCCUCGACCAUAUCAUUCUUACUUGUUAAUGUUGAAUUCAUCAUAUCCCUAUGGCCUAAGUCCCGGUACUAAGUAUCCUCGCUGUAUGUUUUGAUACUUUUCGUAUUACAUUCUAAGUUAUUAGUUAUACAAGAACGUCUUUUAACAAAAUAUUUAAUGUGAAUUAAAGGAAUUUAAAAGCUGUUUACCAACCAAA